Molecule: messenger RNA, 4246 nt
Organism: Aedes aegypti (yellow fever mosquito)
Lineage: Eukaryota; Metazoa; Arthropoda; Insecta; Diptera; Culicidae
Exons: 6
Coding region: 1664-4195 (843 amino acids)
Source: RefSeq, a predicted model, not a curated record
AUAUUAUUUUGAUUUUAUUACAUUUGUGCAGUUGAAUAAAAAAUAAAUUAUUUUGAAAACAACCAUAUGUCAAUUUUAACUAUAGAAAAAUAAAGACAACUAUAGCUUCAUUUGAUUUAAUUGACAAUUAUCAAAUCAACAUAAUGUAUAGUUGAAUUUAGAUGUCUACACCAAGCUCUACUACACACGCGUAAUCUCUUUGUUUUUUCAACAUGGCGUCAGAAAGUGAGAACAUCGUGGAAGAGUUGUUUGAAGUUGAAGUUUUGUUAGAUCAGGAACUUUUAAACCUUCUAAAAUCAUUUGAACUUUCGGAUCAGGGUAUUGAACAGUUUCUCACAAACGGCUACGACAUCGCAUCGUUGAGAAUUAUUGAGCGAGAAGAAGUAGAAGCGUUGCUGCCGCCGCCAUUUUUGGCGGACCGAACAAAAUCCAUCGAUGGACUGAAUAAGUGGCGAUUAUCUCAGGGUCUACAGCCUGUCUCCCAACCAUUAAAGGAGAAUUCUCAAAACAACACUUCACUCCAUCAAAACAUCUCCACCUCGAGAACUUCGCUUGGAGCUCGGCCGCGGACCGAGUGGACCGCCCAGAAUCUGAUUUGCCGUUCCAGGAAAGGAAAUCAAAUCUUGGAAAAAUUCAAAGCCUCCAACAUCCUCUCGAAAAAGGACCGGAUUUUCAUCACGCACCUGAUCGUUGAUGAGUUUACGGACGAAUUCGGUAAGCUUACCCGAGAAGAGCUUAUCAGAAGGUCUGCGGAAUUGUCUGCCUUAUUUCCAACAACCGACCAGCACAUAUGGUAUCAACCUGCAUUUUAUCGAGAUGCGAGUGGCAAAAAAAUUAAACUAGGACGUGUGGCGAAAGGUUGUUUAUACGACCGGAAUAACAAUUACCUAUCGGGCGGCGCUAAGACGACAAAAAAUCUACCAGGACCAUCAGAACAACGUACGAACUCCAAUCUUCAGCUGGACGUUACCAUCACGGAAGAUGCAGUGAUCGCUUAUCAGGAGAUCACUACCGAAGGUUACCAGCUUGUGAAAUUGGACUUCCAGCAGAAAUUUCCCGAGAAAGUGGAUCUUCUAUUCAGCCGGUUUGUGGACUUUCGGAGCCGUGCUCAAGCCGUUUUCGCUAACGAAGUGUCACCACAAGGCAAACCUCUAUGCGAGUUCCUUCUUCAUGAUGAUUUGACUGAAGAUUCUCGGGAUUGUAUUACUGCGACGCUUAUUUUCUACAGUUGGCGUGGUGUGGUUAUGCGCCUCCCGAAUGGAACUAAAUGGAAGCCAUCUCUCCAAGAGGUCUGUGAUAGCAGCAUCAUUUUUAUGAAAUCAUUGACCGAUUAUGAGACGGAGCUUGCGCGACUCAACAAGCAGAAUACAAAGAGAGGUGUUCCGGAUUAUCCAGUAAUUGUAGUUGUCGGUGAAGACGUAAAAGGAGCUAAUCAGUUCAUCGUGUGUUUCAACGAUAUUGCAUAUAAAGCUGAAACGUUCUUGAAAGCUGUGGACAUCACUUUCAAGAUUUACAAAGCUUAUGGAAUAGCCUUUCCAUUGGAAGCUACAGGCCCGUGGCAGUUCAUUGCAACCUACUUCUACGACUUCGACCUUCCAGAAGAUCGAUAUAAGGCGAAAACUCUGACGCUUAUUUCGAUGCUCCGUAAUCACCUGCCUUCGACAUGAUUGGAUGUUUCGUUUCCGGUUGCAGCUGGAAGACAACAUGUCCUGCGCUUUUAAGUCUUCAUCUGCGACGGUUGCAUGAACCGAUCGACGUCUAUACCUGCUCUGAAUUGAAUUGUGGAAGGAGAUUUAGUGUCAGAUGUUCUUUUAUCGCUCAUAUUAGGAAACAUUUGAAAGUUGAUGAAAAUGAGAUUAGAAGUAGAAAAAACAGAGAAAACAACGAAAAUGAACUUUUAGCAAUAAAUAGUAGAGAAGAAAUGGAAUCCAUGAAUGAUUUUACCGUUGUAAAUAAUGCAAAUAUGAUAGAAGCUGAGAACGCCAAAAAACAAGAAGAAACGAAGAAUAGAAGCGAAUCGGAAUCAUUAAUCAACAUUGAAACAUUAUCGCUAGAAUUUGCAAAUUUAAACGUUGGAUUAAACCUAAAAUGGCUAGAAAAGAGUUCGAUCUCUCGUAAAUUAGUUUUUGAGUUUCAAGAAGAUGUUCGUGUUAAUAUUUUGAAACCAAUUCAAGACGUUGUCGGCAUUAUGUCAGACUCUGGACUGAUUUCGGCGUUUGGGAAACAUGCUUUGAAUUCUAUGUUUUCAAUGUUCUCCAACGUCCAAUCGGAGUAUCAAUUUGUUCGCCAAUUAAAACUUAUGCAGCUCUAUGAAGAUCCGGUAUACUUUACAAUAUGUAAUGAAUUAAGACCUGGAGUGAUAAGUCAUAAACUUGAUAUGAUCAUUGACGAUAUCAAAGGUGUUCUGAUGCCAAUUAGAUUUCAACUGAAAAAAUAUUUGGAAUCGGCAGGAAUGAUGGAUACAAUAAUCGAUAGCUUGAAACCGUCGACAGAUGGGAUGAUCAGAUCAUUGAUAGAUGGCAAAAUUUGGCAUAGAAAGGUAGAGAAUUUCAACGAAAAAAUCGUAAUUCCAAUAAACAUAUUUAUUGAUGAUUUUACCACAAGCGACACGGUGUCCCCACACGCGAGCAGCACCAAAAUUUGCGGUGUUUAUUACUACAUUCCUUGCCUACCACCGCACAUACUUGCAAAACUACAAAACAUACUCGUAGCUGGAUUUUUCCUGUCACAAGAUCGAAAACAUUUUGGUAACAGUCAAACAUUCUACAAGCUGGUUGAAGUAUUCACGGAAUUAGAAACUAAUGGCAUAAAUAUCGUCCAUGAUGGAAAACAAGUCAAUGUUUAUUUUAUGAUCGGUUUUGUUACUGGAGACAACCUAGGGCUCAGUGAGAUACUCAAUUUAGCAGAGUCACCGUCAGCAAAUUUUUACUGUCGUGCUUGUAAGAGAACAAAAUCAGAUAGAGAACAAGACUGUAGAGAGUUCAUAGAAUCUAUGAGAUCAGAAGAUGGUUACGAUGAGGAUAUUAGUUUGAAUGAUGUAUCGAGGACAGGUAUAAAAGGAAACUGUAUACUGAAUGAUAUACCUUCGUUUCAUGUAUCACUUAAUUUUUAUUUUGAUGUAAUGCACGAUGUUUCGGAAGGCAUUUGUUUGUAUGGAUUGUCUCAUUGUCUCAGAUAUUUUGUGUACAAGAAAAAGUACUUUACUUUGGAUGAUUUGAACUGUCGCAAGAAUCUGUUCAUAUACGGUCAUUUGAAUUCAGCUAAUAUUCCUAACGACAUUAAAGAUACGAAUCUAGCCAAGCAGAAGGUUAAAAUGACUGCAAAUGAGAUCAAUACCUUGACACGUUUUUUACCGUUAAUGAUUGGAAAUUUGGUACCCAGCGAUGAUCCAGUAUGGCAAUAUUUAUGCAGCCUACUAAAAAUAUUCGAUAUUAUAAUGCUUCACGAUAUUCCUGUUGAGCUUAUAGAUGAACUAAAACGGUUAGUCGAAUUCCAUCACUUAAAUUAUGUCAAUUUAUUUCAAGACACACUCAAACCUAAACAUCAUAACAUAGUGCACUAUGCAACUGCGAUGACUAUGUCAGGAAGUCUACGUAGACAAUGGGGUAUGAGAUGUGAAGCAAAACAUAAAGAAGCAAAGCAAUAUUGUCGGGUGAAUUGCAACAAACGCAAUAUAUGUUCAUCUCUAAUUUCAAAAUUUUGUUUUAAAUAUGCCUUUGAUGUAUUCAAUAAUCAAUUCAUUUUGCCUUUCAUUGAUAUUAAGAAUGAGAACAUACGUAGCGGAGCGCUUCCAGAUGUUUGUGAACCACUGGCAAACACUAUUACAUGCAACGGUACCAAAACAUUUAAACUCCUAUCAAAAUUUACUAAGCAAAAUUCAUUGUAUGAAAAGGGUACCAUAUUUUGCCUAAGACAGAAAUUAAUCAGGAAUGUUUAUGAAAUUAAGGCUAUUCUUCUGAUUAAUGAUACGGACAUUAUGUUGUUGUGUUAUUUGUUCAAUUCAAAGUUUUUUGAUGAUCAUUUGCAGUCUUUUUUGCUCGAGAAAGAGGAUAAACUGAGAAUUGUAACAAACAUAGAAAGAAUUGAUUCAAUACCGAUUAAUAUUCAUUACCUAAAUGGCAAUAUGUACCUAAGAAUGUGUAAUUUUGUAAGCAUAAAUUGUUUGAUUGGCGAUACUGUUAGUAAGGAAUGCUAGGAAGUCACUAUGCGAAAGUUUGUAAAAGAAUAAAAUAAUAAAACGUAAAAA